GAGAGGAGAAAAGGCUGGGAGCCGGCGGGCGCUGUGUGUGUGCGCGUGGAGGGGAGUGUGGGAGUGAGCGUGCGAGCCGCCCUUGCCCCUCCUGUGGUCCCAGCAGAGGGGCCCGGUGCCCGGUGGCCUGGGGAGGGCGGGCGGGCGACUUGGAGGCAGAGGCAGCUAGAGGCGGCGGGAGAGCCGACGAGGAGGAGGAGGAGAGAGGAAAGAGCCGAGCAGCCAUUGUUGAAGGAAACCUUGCAAACAAAGAAGGCUCCGGACUCCCCGCGGCCCCCCGCCCCCCAGGCCGGCCCCCCUGCCCCCGGCCCCCAGCCCAGUGGCCAUUGUAACUUUCCCCCGGGGCUGUGAGCGCCGAGGGGCGGGCCGAGGCCGUGCGUGAGAGUCUUUGUGCGGCCCGCAGAGUGCAGCUCCCCGUCAGGCCUACCUGUCCCACCCGGGCCAUGAGCGGCUGAAGUUGCCCCUCUCCCCCAGUCCUCGCCCGUGCCGGGGCCCCUCUGGGCUGCCAGCGCUCCCCGCACCUCUCCUGGCCCCCUCAGUUCUCUCAGGUUGUUCCUCAAAGUCAUUCAAGCUGUACUCACCGAAGGAGCCCCCGAACGGCAACGCCUUUCCCCCUUUCCAUCCUGGCACCAUGCUGGAUCGGGAUGUGGGCCCAACUCCCAUGUACCCGCCUACAUACCUGGAACCUGGGAUUGGGAGGCACACACCGUAUGGCAACCAAACUGACUACAGAAUAUUUGAACUUAACAAACGGCUUCAAAACUGGACAGAGGAGUGUGACAAUCUCUGGUGGGAUGCUUUUACAACUGAGUUCUUUGAGGAUGAUGCCAUGUUAACCAUCACUUUCUGCCUGGAGGAUGGACCAAAGAGAUAUACCAUUGGCCGGACCCUGAUCCCACGCUACUUCCGCAGCAUCUUUGAAGGGGGUGCCACGGAGCUGUAUUAUGUGCUUAAGCACCCGAAGGAGGCAUUCCACAGCAACUUUGUAUCCCUCGACUGUGACCAGGGCAGCAUGGUGACCCAGCAUGGCAAACCCAUGUUCACCCAGGUGUGUGUUGAGGGACGAUUGUACCUGGAGUUCAUGUUUGAUGACAUGAUGCGGAUAAAGACGUGGCACUUCAGCAUCCGGCAGCACCGAGAGCUCAUCCCCCGUAGCAUCCUUGCCAUGCACGCCCAGGACCCACAGAUGCUAGAUCAGCUCUCUAAAAACAUCACCCGAUGUGGGCUGUCCAAUUCCACUCUCAACUACCUCCGACUCUGUGUGAUACUCGAGCCCAUGCAGGAGCUCAUGUCUCGCCAUAAGACCUACAGCCUCAGCCCUCGAGACUGCCUCAAGACUUGCCUUUUCCAGAAGUGGCAGCGCAUGGUAGCACCCCCAGCGGAGCCUGCACGGCAGCAGCCCAGCAAACGGCGGAAACGGAAGAUGUCAGGGGGUAGCACCAUGAGCUCGGGAGGUGGCAACACCAAUAACAGCAACAGCAAGAAGAAGAGCCCAGCCAGCACCUUCGCCCUCUCCAGCCAGGUACCUGAUGUGAUGGUGGUGGGGGAGCCCACCCUGAUGGGCGGGGAGUUCGGGGACGAGGACGAGAGGCUCAUCACCCGGCUGGAGAACACCCAGUUUGACGCGGCCAACGGCAUUGACGACGAGGACAGCUUUAACAACUCCCCCGCAUUGGGCGCCAACAGCCCCUGGAACAGCAAGCCUCCGUCCAGCCAAGAAAGCAAAUCGGAGAACCCCACAUCACAGGCCUCCCAGUAAAGGCCCUGCCAUGGCCACCUAGUGCUCUGCCUGCCUGCCCCUUCCCUCGCAGCCCCAGGGAGCAGAAGACAAAAUGAAGAGACUGAGCAUCUAAAAUGGGCAGCCUCUAUCCACCCACUUCAGGGAGGAACUGGACUCACCAGGGCAGGUGCCAAGACUUGCCCACCAGUGGCUCUGGAUUGGGCAUGACGUCUGCAGAGCCUUUUGGGGGAAGAGAGUACGCAAGUGGAUGCCCACGUGGUUCUGGGCCUCUAAGGAGAGAAAUGUCCUGAUUACCCUCCAGGACGUUUGCAUCCAUCCUCACUGGGUUUCCCAUCCUCUUGACUGUACCCCCUUCAUUCAAGCCUGGGGUUGUCUAUAUCUAUAGCCCUUAGGGACUAAAAGUUACAGGGCAUGGUUGAAUGCUCCCAAUCCCUCCCACUGGUGGCUGGCAGUAGAAGGGUAAACCUCUGGGCUCUUCUUCCCUUCUGCUACCUAUCUUAGCUCCAAGUUUUUAAAAAAAAUAAUAUUAUUAAAAAUGUAAGUU
This is a messenger RNA of Elephantulus edwardii (Cape elephant shrew), 2285 nucleotides long. RefSeq names its product LIM domain binding 1 (gene LDB1). NCBI's taxonomy places the organism in Eukaryota, Metazoa, Chordata, Mammalia, Macroscelidea, Macroscelididae. The record is from RefSeq and is a predicted model, not a curated record. The transcript has 11 exons. The coding region runs from base 632 to 1759 and encodes 375 amino acids. Gene Ontology annotation, molecular function: LIM domain binding. Gene Ontology annotation, biological process: negative regulation of transcription by RNA polymerase II; positive regulation of transcription by RNA polymerase II; nervous system development. Gene Ontology annotation, cellular component: transcription regulator complex; nucleus.